AUGGACCCUCCACGGAGCCUCAUGACCCUUCCAUAUGAACUUCGAACUCAAAUCGGGUCAUAUCUUUGCUCUGUCGAGGAACGCGACACGCAGAAGGUCUUGUCGCAACUCACGCAAACAUGCAAGGCGCUCAGGGAUACAUUUCAACCUUUACUGUUUCGAACGUACACCAAUUACUCAGAACCCGUGUCCCGGCUGGUCAGCUUCCUCCGCGCUAUUGUAUCUCGUCCUGAUCUCGCAGCAGCCGUCACAACCGUGACAUUCGAUUCCUUCCUCAAGCCCACCGGUGUAACCAUUCUUGAAAAAGAAUUCAUCGACACAUGCAUCAGUAAUCUCGGUCUCCCCGUCCCCGCCGAAGACUGGCAUCUCGAGGGUACAUAUCGCCACCUCCCCGUCGAAACGCUGCUCGCAUACACGCCCAACAUCGAAUCCCUCACGCUCGCUGUAAACGAAGAAUGGAAUCUGGACCUCUUACCCUCAUUCCAUGACGCAUCACCGAAGAUCGAAUUUCCCCACUUGAGAUCCUUAUCAAUCUACUACUACUUCAUCGCCGGCGACCGUUGGGCGAUCGACUAUGGGCAGAUUGCGCCGUUGCUGGACGCCAGUUCUCACUUGGAACAUCUCUCUCUUCCAAGUUUAGAGGGCUUCUGGGAGGGCCACGAGAAUCCUCCAAUUCCGCGCCUGGACUCGCUGAAGACACUGGAUCUGGGCGAGAGCGCGAUGGGGAUGUUCUUGAUUACGUCGUUGCUCAAAGCAUGCAAGAUCUUGCAGAAGUUUGAGCUGUAUUGGCUGUCCUCGACGGGCUACGAUGAGAGCCACGAGGACUGGUCUACUCUCGAGGUUUGGGACGCGUUGGCGCGUUUGAAGGACACAAUUGAGGAAAUCAUAUUCGAGGCGUCCAGCGAUAUUCCCUUGGGAAGUCUUACAGCCGACAGCGUCUCUUCCUUGUCGGAUUUCACCAAGCUACGGACUCUGAAAGUUGUCGGGCGCUCCUUGGAAGGAAUGUUGCAGGCGUGGACACUCAAGACGGGAAACUCGGAUAUGGACGAGUUUGUCGCGCAACUGCUGCCAUCGGGUAUUCGGGAGUUGGCAAUCUGGUUUCCAAGCCGCGAUCUGAUUCCAGCCCUCUUCGCCCUCGCCAAAGCAAAGUCCCAGGGAUUGUAUACGGACUUGGGAGCAGUUGAAAUUGGUCACUCGCCGGUAUUCAAGGAAUGGCUACCGCGCCCCGAGUGGCCGAGAAACGAAGCAGCGCUGAGGGAAGCAUUCGCCAGGGCCGGAGUGCAACUGAAGAUGGAGAUUCCGCAUGUACCCCCAGAGAUGAUGAAUCUUGCCAUACAGAUGGGGAUAGCUUCUUAG
Messenger RNA from Aspergillus calidoustus, 1356 nucleotides. NCBI's taxonomy places the organism in Eukaryota, Fungi, Ascomycota, Eurotiomycetes, Eurotiales, Aspergillaceae. The record is from the annotation of a GenBank genome assembly.